Messenger RNA from Lagenorhynchus albirostris (white-beaked dolphin), 2218 nucleotides. Its product is annotated as lysine-specific demethylase 4D-like. The record is from RefSeq and is a predicted model, not a curated record. Gene Ontology annotation, biological process: chromatin remodeling. NCBI's taxonomy places the organism in Eukaryota, Metazoa, Chordata, Mammalia, Artiodactyla, Delphinidae. Gene Ontology annotation, cellular component: nucleus. Gene Ontology annotation, molecular function: histone H3K9 demethylase activity.
AUGGCCAGAGGGCGGGCUGGGUGCAGUGCCAUGAACAGCGCGACGCUGACGGCCCAGAAGUUCAGGCUGCGUAUGCGUGCCACCUCUCCGAAGGUGCCGGGUUUUCUUCUUCUGGGGACUGAUGCUGCCUCUUGCUCUCCGGGAUUGGUUGAGAGUAAACUAGAAAUACUUUCAGGGGCGGAGAAACUGGGAGUGCCCUGGGAGUGCGAGUGGAGUCUAGGCUGCAGAACUGCUAACAGCGGCCCUCGAAGGAGGAAGCCUUUGCCCCGCCGCCCGCGAGGCAGCAGGGUGGCCCACCGCAGAGGCACCGAUCCCCGGAGGCCCCGCCGGCCACACGCUGAGAUGUGGAAUCCCCUGCACGAAGCGGACUCGACCUUUGUCGCCUGGCGCCGCGCGCGCUGGCUGUGCGCUGGGGCCCUGGUUCUGGCCGCCUGCCUCUUCGUCCUCGGCUUCCUCUUCGGUACGGGGGCCCUCGCCACGCACAACCCCGAGCCUACCCGGCUGUUCGGCGGUUCGCGGGACUCCCGGGCCAGCUGCCGCGUGGGGCCAGCUGCUGGUCUCCCGGGGGGUGGGGCAAGAUGGUUUAUAAAAUCCUCCAGUGAAGCUACUAACAUUCCACAGCAUAAUGUGAAGAAAGCAUUUUUGGAUGAGUUGAAAGCAGAGAUCAAGACGUUCCUCUGGAAGUAUAGGGAAGAGGUUACUCCCCAGCACUCUCAGGUAUCCAAAGCAUACGUAAGAAGCUGGCAGUCCGUUGCUUAUUCUGUUGCCGCCACGCAGUCUAAGCACUUUGGGAGCCAGAACCCAAGUUGUAAGAUUACGAUCGUCCACCCAACCAUGGAAGAAUUUGAAGAUUUCAGCAAAUAUAUUGUUGCCAUGGAGUGGCAAGGUGCACACCGAGCUGGCCUAGCCAAGGUAAUUCCACCGAAAGGAUGGAAAGCCAGACAGACGUACGAUGAUACCGAUGACAUCUUAAUAGCCGCUCCCCUCCGGCAGGUGACCACUGGGCAGGCAGGUGUGUUUACUCAGCACCACAAAAAGAAGAAAGCCAUGACCGUGAGCAAGUAUCGCCGCUUAACAAACAGCGAAUGACACCAGACUCCAUCCUACUCUGAUUUUCAGGAUCUGGAGCGAAAAUAUUGGAAAACACGCCCCUAUGAUUCACCAGUAUACGGUGCGGACGUCCGUGGCUCCUUAUUCGAUGAAAACACGAAGCAGUGGAACCUUGGACACCUGGGAACCAUUCAGGACCUGCUGGAACAGGAGUGCGGAGUGGUCAUCGAUGGUGUCAACACCCCCUGCCUGUACUUCGGCAUGUGGAAGACCGCCUUCGCCUGGCACACGGAGGACAUGGACCUUUACAGCAUCAACUACCUGCACUUUGGGGAGCCCAAGACUUGGUACGCGGUGCCCCCGGAGCACGGCUGUCAUCUGGAAUGCCUGGCCAGGGAGCUUUUCCCGGGCAGCUCGCGGGGCUGUAAGGCCUUCCUGCAGCACAAGGUGGCUCUCUUCUUGCCCAAGGUCCUCAAGGACAACGGCAUCCCCUUCAAUCGGGUCACUCAGGAGGCUGCAGAGUUCAUGGUGACGUUUCCCUAUGGCUACCACUCUGGCUUCAACUGCGCGGAAGCCAUCAACCAUAAGCGCUGGAUCGAUUAUGGCAAAGUGGCCUGGGACUAGGGCUCUGCAUGACGUUUGGAAAGAUCUUCGUCAGAAUAAGGGAGAUUUCAGGUGGGACUUUAACAGAGCCAGCAGAUCACUGACAUUCACUAAGUUGACAACAGCCAUCUCAGCUAUGUAUGAGCUGCAGCAAAUCAAUGCAGUCAGUAUUUUGGAAUUGUGCUGAGGCCCAUAUUCACAUAAUGUGGAGGGCAGUGAAGGCAUCUCCUCAGGAGACUUCAGGAGAAAUCCUCUGGAGAAACAGCUACCAGCGAUGUUGAACAUGUUUUCCUGUGCCUCUUGGCAAAGGCUGUAGCUUCUUAUCACUCAAAGCGUGGCCAGGAUCCACAGCACGGACAUCGCCUUUGACUUUGGUGAAGUUCAGGAGUUCAGACUUCGGCCGCAGACCUACGACUCAGAGUCUGCAUGUUAAACUAGAUCCCAGGCUCACCUCAUGGAUUUGCUGUGACUUAGAGGAAAGGCCAGGCUUAUGAAACAGACGGACCUGGCUCAAAUCUGGCUCAGAACUCACUGAUUAUGCCAUCUUGGACAAGCAUCUGAACGC